UGACAACUUAUACAAAACACAGUUCUAAUUCUAAUUUCAUGCGUGAUGCUUGUGGUGUUAAACUUUGACUUUUAACUGCACCAUAAAAGUAAACACUAAUGUUACAUGAAAGCUACAUAACAUUUCUGGAUUUUAGUCAUAAAACAGUGUUGCCAGAUUUGCUCAUUUAAAGUGUAAAGAAGUAAAAAUCUGUGGAACAUUUCUUAAUUUUUUGUGUUUUAGUUAAAUAAUUUCUUACUUUUGGAUAUAUACUUAUACAACAUGACUAAAAAAUGAUUUUAUUUACUAGUAAAUUGUGUUAUUUUUUCAGGAUGUGAGCGCGCAGAAGGGGGGGCUGACAGCUGACGCACUGGAGCGAUACGCAUCCACUCCAGGCUGUGGGAGGAAGGAAAGGUGCAGGAUCUGUCCCCGUGCGCGCAAAACUCCUCCACCACACUUUUCAUUGGAUUUCUCCCAUUAGCUUUCCAGAUCAUCCUUCUUUGUGACUUUUUUUUUCUGUUUUUUGGCAGUGAGUUCAAGUUUGAUCCUAGACUGUCAACAAGAAGAGCGCACACCGGGAGCGCGUAAAUGUCAACCUCCCACGUCGGUGGUUGUCGCUCAAGAGGAGUAGAUCUGAACUGAAAACAAACUGAUGGAUCUGCAAACACUUUCCUGUGGGUGAAGUUCAUUUUCUUUCAUUCCCGAUGAUGAUGGACGGCGGACGGUCGCCGGGGACUUCCACACCUGAGCGUGCGUCUUUUGGCAAAACGCAAGAGGAGAAAACGCGAGUGAACUGAUGAAAUCUGGGGAGUCCUCAGACUGCAGCGGUGCUAUGGGGAUCACAAAUGGUCACUCAAAAAGCAUCUUCAUCCUGUUCCUACUCAUAUUCACGCCGAAAGUGGAUUCAUCGUGGUGGUACAUUGGCGCUCUGGGUGCCAGAGUGAUUUGUGACAACAUUCCCGGUUUGGUGAACAAGCAGAGGCAGCUCUGCCAGAAGCACCCAGAUCUGAUGCAGUCCAUCAGCGAUGGAGCCAAAGAGUGGAUCAAGGAGUGCCAGCACCAGUUCAGGCAGCAGCGCUGGAACUGCAGCACAAUGGACCGGGACCACACUGUGUUUGGCAGAGUGAUCCUGCGCAGCAGUCAAGAGGCGGCGUUUGUUUACGCCAUCUCUUCAGCUGGAGUGGUCUACGCUAUCACCAGAGCUUGCAGUCAGGGGGAGCUCAAGAUCUGCAGCUGCGACAGCCACAAGAGAGGGCUAGGAAGCGACAGCAAUGGCGAAUUUGAAUGGGGUGGCUGCAGUGACAACAUCAACUUUGGGAUAAAAUUUGCCAAGGCCUUUGUGGACGCAAGAGAAAAGAUGGUGAAAGACGCCCGAGCUCUCAUGAACCUGCAUAACAAUCGAUGUGGUCGAAUGGCAGUGAAGCGCUUUAUGAAGCUGAAGUGCAAGUGUCACGGGGUCAGUGGUUCCUGUUCUCUGAGAACCUGUUGGCUGGCUAUGUCUGACUUCAGGCUGACUGGAGACUACCUUCACAAGAAGUAUAACAAUGCCAUCGAGGUGACGAUGAACCAGGACGGGACUGGCUUUAUGGUGGCCGACAAGGACUUCAAAGGAAGCACCAAGAAUGAAUUAGUCUAUGUUGAGAGCUCCCCUGAUUACUGUAUUAAGGACCCAAAGAAAGGCACCUUGGGCACAGACGGACGGGAGUGCAACAAGUUCUCCAGAGGCGUGGACGGCUGCGAGGUCAUGUGCUGCGGACGAGGCUACGACACCAUGCGUGUCAAACGCGUCACCAGCUGCGACUGCAAGUUUAAGUGGUGCUGCUCCGUGGAGUGCAGAGUGUGCGAAGAUGUGGCGGACGUUCACAUCUGCAAGCCCAGCACGCAACCCGAGCAGAAGCUGUCGAGGAGACUCGGACAAAUCCAAGCGAGGCUGACGCACUAACCGGCGCUCUGCUCGUACGGGACGUGUGGCUUCAUCACUUCUGGUUUUUGAUGCGUAUCUCACCUUCAGGAGCAGAGACACUAUAAGGUUUCACCCACAAACUAUUACAGACUGUGCUGACAAAAAUGGUACAAUUUGUGGAGCAGAUUUCAAAUAUUCUAUAUGAUAUGCAUUUGUGAAUGGAUCGAGUCUUUUUGUUUGCAGAAUGUUUAUGUGUAAGCAAAAAGGGAUAAGUAAAAUAUUAAAGUAACUUUAUUUAAUCCAGUAGAAACAGAGAAAUUAUGCAUUGUUUAAAAUAACUUAUUGUUUGGCAAUGUAACAAACUCUUAUGCUCAGUGACUGCUGAUCAGUGCUGAUAUUUAAACUUAAAAAGUGACAUAAAACAUAAAAAAAACUUUAUAUCAUUUUGAACAGUCUGAAUUAUGCAUAGUGUUAAAAGAAAGACCUGAACAUUGAAAGUUUGCUAUCUUUGUACUGCUGCUUAAAGGAUUUUUGUACUGUAUGUUGUGUUGGACUGAACACAUUUUGACUGUUGCAUCAUGGGAAAAUUUCUCCUUUCUACCUCUGGUUCUUUGCAUAUGCUUACUUUUUCUUUGACACCUUAAAACAUUUGCUAAAAAAAUGUUAUCCAACAGAUCAAUGCAUGAAACUGCACUUUGAAUUAUCAAGGAAUCGUACAUUUCUGUUUAUGCUAGUUGUUUCUGUUGCCAACUCUGAGCUUAUCUGAUGGGCUUCAUCCUGACAUUGCAAAUGCAGCUUCAGCUCUUAUUGCCUUGUCCUCAGAACCAAAUUGCACAGCCUGUUUCUUUUCCCGUCACACUGUGACAGACUGCGUUUAUAAUCAAACGUAAAAUCUUAUGCAACUCUGCCUUCAGCCCUUUGUGCACGUAUCCGCCACUCACAAUUAGUGAAGUGUUUCAUGAAACUGAGCCAAGGCAUUGCAAAAAAGAGCUGCGAAGUACAUACAGACCGUGAACUCAACUUUCUAACUUUUAGCAAUUCGGCCACACACGUUUUCAGGCUGAUUUUCUUUUUUUUUGGAGACAAUCAGGGAGGUUUAAGGAUUUAAAUGAAUGUGACAACAAGCUGAAAAGCUUCAGGCUCACACACACAGAGGGGAGAGUAGAGUGCUUGAAUCAAAACCAAAUAACAGCAAUUCAAAAAAUCAGCUAAAACCAAAAAAAUUGGAUUUAAUAUCUUUGGGUGUGCAGCUUUGCUUUGGUGAAACCGAUUUUUCUCUUUGUUUUACCUGAAACAAUGAAGGUUUGAGCUGAUCUGUAGUACAUUUGGUCAUGGGAAAGACUCUUUUAUUAGAUUUUCAAAAUAAAAUAAAGUAAUUUUUAGAUCGUUUCCAUUUUAUUUUUUCAACAAUAAAGUUAAGUUUCUCACCUGUCAAACGUUGAUGGUGAAGUGUCCAGUUGAGCCUUACAGCAAAUACAAGAUCCUUUUAAAUAAAACACACUCUGUGUCAAAUAACAUCCUUCUGCUGCAGCAGAUUUUGAAGGAAAAGUUCAAGAAAACCAAGUCAGAUGUGACAUUUUUUUCAUUAUGACAACAAAUAGAUGCUUGAUUUAUUUCCUUGCACAUCCAGUCAUCCAAACCGGCUCAGGAUUUGCUAGUUUGGACCAGAACUUCUGUGCAAACAUUCACUUUAAAUGUUUUUCAGUUUGUGUGGACACAACUUUUGCCUCAGUCGCUGCUUCUACAACAGAACUGAGCUUUAAAAAAUCAGUUACUGAAUCAAUUCUUAAUCAGAAAAUCAAUAUCUUUUUGCAUCAAUUUUUUCCUGAAGUCAUUUCUCAGAAUUGUACUAAACAAGAAUGUA
Molecule: messenger RNA, 3746 nt
Organism: Oryzias melastigma (Indian medaka)
Lineage: Eukaryota; Metazoa; Chordata; Actinopteri; Beloniformes; Adrianichthyidae
Product: protein Wnt-2b-A
Exons: 5
Coding region: 776-1921 (381 amino acids)
Biological process (GO): cell fate commitment; neuron differentiation; canonical Wnt signaling pathway
Cellular component (GO): extracellular region
Molecular function (GO): frizzled binding; cytokine activity
Source: RefSeq, a predicted model, not a curated record